Molecule: messenger RNA, 1875 nt
Organism: Alternaria conjuncta
Lineage: Eukaryota; Fungi; Ascomycota; Dothideomycetes; Pleosporales; Pleosporaceae
Exons: 3
Coding region: 1-1875 (624 amino acids)
Molecular function (GO): oxidoreductase activity
Source: RefSeq, a predicted model, not a curated record
AUGUUCCAGAGGCGAACAGCCAACACUAAAGACUGCUGGGGAUACCGAUUCGAAUGGACGCCUGAACAUCUUACACCGGAGCAAAUGAAGCCUAUGAAGUUUUCGUACGAUGUACUAGCAGAGGAAUGUCUGGAUCGUUUGAACGCCAUCUCGCCACCGCACAAGGGUGCUCUGCCAAGGAACGAUAGCAACCGCGCCGCGCUAUCAUCAGUUCCGGGCACCGAAGAAGAGAAAAAAGAGCCAUUGCCAGUACCCAAGAGGGAUCUCUACGCGUUGCUGGAAGAGAAUCACAACUCCGAUCCUAAGCUUGCCGAACUGUGGCGCGAGGUGCACACCGUACCGGACUGGGUGGAUUGGGAACAGAUCGCAAGAGGACAGGAUGUGUUCUAUCGCUAUGGCGGACCCGCCUUGACUGGUCUCACUUUUCAAUCACUCUUGGGUGGCAUGGGCGCUGCGCGAGUGGUUGAGACAUUAGCCAGAACAGGAGGCUUCAGCACAAAGGUAGCAAGAGGCAGACUGUUUGAAACUACACAGCACAUCCUCCAAUGCACACGGACACUGGAUGGACUCAAACCAGGUGGAGAGGGUUUCGCCUCAUCGAUCCGUGUCCGCUUCCUACACGCCGCGGUCCGGCAGCGCAUUAUGAAACUCGCAAAAGAACGCCCAAGCUACUUCAACGUGGAAGAAUGGGGAAUACCAAUCAACGACCUCGACCAAAUCGCAACAAUCGGAACCUUCUCUUCAACUCUGAUCUACCUCAGCUUCCCCCGCCAAGGCAUCUUCCUCCGCAAACAAGAAAUCGACGACUACCUAGCCCUAUGGCGCUACAUCGGCUACCUAAUGGGCACACCCGACGAAUGGCUAUCCACCCCAACAAAAGCCAAAGCCAUCAUGGAAUCGCUCCUCUACCACGAGGUCGACCCCUCGGAAAUGUCCAAAACGAUGGCCAACAACAUCAUUUAUGCGCUCAAAGAAGAGCCCCCAACUUUCUCGUCCGCAGAUAUGCUAACCGCCAGCGCCCGCUGGCUAAAUGGCAACGCACUCUGCGACCGCCUCGGCCUAAAACGCGUUUCCGCAUACUACUGGUCCCUCAUGGCAGGCCAAUGUCUCUUCUUCAUCUUCUACUGCUACACAUACAGCCUGUUUCCCAAUGCAGAUCGCAGGAGGAUCGACCGCGCGAAAGAAAUCUUCUGGACGCUGAUAGUGAAGGCGAAGUGGGGGUUGGCGGGGACGGAAACGUCGUUUGACUUCAAGUACGUGCCGCAGUAUGAUACGUUAACGCAUCUGGGUAAUAUCGGAGAGAGAAAGAAGGUGGCGUUGAGCAAUGAGAUGAGGAAUUUGAAGGCGUUGGGGAUUGGAGUGGGGGUUUUGGCGGUGGGCACGUUGGUUGCGGUUAAGAUUGCGUGUCCCCGAAACCCAGAACAAGACGGUGUAUGCGGCUGCCCUUCAUUCUGGAGGUACCUGAAAGCCAGUGCCGCGCCCAACAACAAGACCAUGUCUUCCCCACCUACCAAGUCUUCGUCCCCAAUUCUUGUCAUCAUUGAGAGUGAACGUGACGAAGACAAAGACUUGCAUCACCGGAAGCGACAGAAACGCGAAGACAGUGUAAUCACACAGACUGGUGUGAUUGGCCUCUCAGCAUCAGAGUCUCAGGCGUACAUGGCCAGCAAGUAUGUGGCCGGAGAGUCCGAUAGGAAGAUACAACAUGUUAUGGAGGCGGCGCGGCGCGCGCAGAAGAGUCGCCGGGCGGAGAAGGAAAAAGCGAAACCAAUCAGACCGGUGCAGAUUCUGGUCGACUAUAGCUUACCUACUGGUCCUGAGAGGCUGGAUUGGGACACGGACGAAGUUCGUCGGAUGGUCGGGGAGAUUGCUUGA